Messenger RNA from Rhineura floridana, 1417 nucleotides. Its product is annotated as E3 ubiquitin-protein ligase TRIM39-like. The transcript is spliced from 4 exons. The record is from RefSeq and is a predicted model, not a curated record. Gene Ontology annotation, molecular function: zinc ion binding. Lineage: Eukaryota; Metazoa; Chordata; Lepidosauria; Squamata; Rhineuridae. Bases 233 to 1030 code for a protein of 265 amino acids.
UUAUUAGUAAGCUAAUUGCUUACAGGUGUUCUGAUGUCAGGAUGUAUAGCAAGCUAUAACAUCCAGGCAGGCUGCUUACUGUAGUUUGUUAAGAGUACUGUAGACUGUAGUUCUAUUGGGAAAAGUAUAGUUCCCAGGAUUUUUGGGGGGAAGCCAGGUGCUUUAAAUGUAUGGUGUGGAGAUGCGCUUAGCUUGGAUGCUCUAUUUCUUCCUUGUGUUUUAACUGGCAAGGAUGGCAACUGAAGGAUCCCUCAAGGAGCUCUUUGAUGCCAUGACUUGUCCCAUCUGCCUGGGGCAUUUCAAAGAUCCUGUGCUGUUAGACUGUGGGCAUAAUUUCUGCAAAGCCUGCAUUGGCCAGCCCUGGGCUGAGUCUGCUUACCCCGAGUGCAGAAGGCUCUUUCAACCAAUGGAUGGCCGGCCAAACUGGCAAGUGGGGAAAGUGGUCCAGCUUGCCAACAAACUGAGGGAGGAGAAACGACGAGAAAGGAAUAGGGAUGUGUGCAAAAGGCAUCAAAAGCCCCUGAAGUUAUUUUGCAAGGACGAUGAAGCCCCCCUCUGCGUGGCAUGUAAACGAACCAAGGCGCACAAGGGCCAUCACAUUGCUCUGCUGGAAGAGGUUGGCCGAGAACUCAAGGGGAUUGGACAAGUUAAUGAAGCAAAAAUGAGGUCUUCCCGCCAGAGCAAAAGCCUGUGUGUGUUUGCUCAGGAGAAAACCCAAGCCCAGCUGAAGGCCAUGGAGGAAGGGAAGAAAAACCUUGGGGGCUGCAAAAUGACUCAAGAGCCAGAGAGCUCAGAAUGGCUGCUGGUUUUUCAUGGGCAGAGGUGGUGUAAAAGCAAAAUGGGAAUAUGGCAACAUAUGUUUGGUCACAUAUCCCCUGAAGCAAAAGGUGCCGUAACAUGCAGAAGGGACUGUUCUCCUCCUCAGGGUUUUGAGAAGAAUAUGCACAGAACAGGCAAUCCAGAAGAGCCACAUUCUAACACCUGCAGCACACGUCGUUCAUUUAUUUUCGAAACGCAGGCAUUCAUAUGAUGCCAGGAAAAGGUGCUCAAUGAAGGGAGUGUUCUAGCGUUAGACCAAUAGUCCUGAACAGUGAACACUCUUCCUGAAAGAAGUCUGAGCAGUCAACUAAUGGACACCAUUAUCAGUUCUGAUACUCUGGGAUAGCCUUGCACAGCAAGUUUCCCUUCUGAUGAUUUGAACUACAGCUCACAUCAGUCCUGGCCCCAGGCUGUCCAGGGCACUUCAGCUGCCUUUGCCUCCAAUAAUGUAAAGAGAAGCAGAUAUAAAGCUGACCAUAGUGCCAAUCCCUUAUGGACUCUUUCUAAAUCCCUAAUUUGCUAUUUUUCCAAAAGAGCAUUUAUAUAAAGAUGUGCAUAUCACGUGACUCUCCCUGUCUUGUACACUUUUUAUUUACUG